Funneliformis mosseae is the source of this 159-nucleotide messenger RNA. The record is from the annotation of a GenBank genome assembly. Lineage: Eukaryota; Fungi; Glomeromycota; Glomeromycetes; Glomerales; Glomeraceae.
UUACAUUCGCCGCACAUAAGAGUGCACGUUUGGCUGCAGACUCCCGAGCACGUUGCAGCUUUGCAAACAGGACCUUUGCUGCAUUUGGAGGCAGCACAACAGCAAUCUCCACAAGUAACUAGACAAACAUCAUCGCAAGGAAAGGCUCUUUCCACAUAA